AUGGACAAACUGCAAACAAGAAAGAGAAAAAUCGAAACAGACGAAAAUAUAAAGAAGCAGGACGUUUCAAAAGGAGGCGCAAGGCCGUCCGAGUGCUCAUACUGCAGAGCAAAGCUAAGAAUAACCAACACAUUCGGGUGUAAGUGCAGAAGAGUCUUUUGUGCGAAGCACAGAUACUCAGACGAGCACAGAUGCUCCUACGACUACAGAACAGAGAACAUGCUGAGGCUCGAAAAAGAGAACCCAAGGAUCAUUCCAUCGAGAAUAUCGAACGCAUAG
Messenger RNA from Nematocida minor, 279 nucleotides. RefSeq lists its product as uncharacterized. The transcript has a single exon. The coding region runs from base 1 to 279 and encodes 92 amino acids. NCBI's taxonomy places the organism in Eukaryota, Fungi, Microsporidia. Gene Ontology annotation, molecular function: zinc ion binding. The record is from RefSeq and is a predicted model, not a curated record.